Molecule: messenger RNA, 2031 nt
Organism: Vigna angularis (adzuki bean)
Lineage: Eukaryota; Viridiplantae; Streptophyta; Magnoliopsida; Fabales; Fabaceae
Product: cyclic dof factor 3
Exons: 2
Coding region: 194-1642 (482 amino acids)
Biological process (GO): regulation of DNA-templated transcription
Molecular function (GO): DNA binding; DNA-binding transcription factor activity
Source: RefSeq, a predicted model, not a curated record
CACCUCGUCCUGCUUCCAUUUCCAACUUUCAUCAAAACCCAAACCUCAAAAAAACCGAACACACUAUAACAGACACAACACCUGCAGUAGUAGAAGUAACCAACCACCCUGCUUCAAUCAUAACACACGUAAACCUAACGCAGACCACCUCGCGCGUUUUCCUUUGUGUCGUUGCCGUUUCAAUUCUCAGAAAAUGCUCGAAAAUAAGGACCCUGCAAUUAGGCUCUUCGGCCAGAAGAUUGCCUUUUCCGGAGAACCCGACGCUCCGACCAUUGCCGCCGCUCACACCCCCUCGCCACCGCCGCCGGUGGAUGUUGUCAGAGACGCAGAAGAAGAAGGAGAAGAAGAAGUAGAUGACGACGUUGCUGACUCAGAGGCUGAAGAUGAUGACAACAAAGACAAGGAUCCUGCAGAAGAAGUUAGUGAGAAAACGAAAGAAGCUGAUCUUCCUCUAAAUGCUGCAGACUCUAAUAACACCGCAGAGGGUCUUCAGAAUCCAAACACACCUUCCAUAGACGAAGAAUCUGCAAAGUCAAAAUCCAACAAGUCAGAAAACGAUCAAACCGAUCCAACCACAACAGUUGCUGCUACUGAAACCAACAACUCACCAGACAACAACAAUAAAACGCUGAAAAAACCAGACAAAAUUCUUCCAUGUCCUCGCUGCAAUAGCAUGGACACCAAAUUCUGUUACUACAACAACUACAAUGUGAACCAGCCACGUUACUUCUGCAAAGCGUGCCAAAGGUACUGGACCGCCGGGGGCACCAUGCGAAACGUGCCGGUGGGUGCAGGGAGGAGAAAGAACAAAAACUCAGCCUCUCACUAUCGCCAUAUCACAAUCUCUGAAGCACUUCAAGCUGCAAGAAUCGAUUCCCCAAACGCGACUCAUCUUUUGAAGCCCAAUGGGAGAGUCCUCAGCUUUGGUAUAGACCCUCCAAUUUGUGAUUCCAUGGCAUCAGUCCUGAACCUCGCGGAGAAGAAAACAAGAAACGGGUUUCACUCCAUGGAGGAUCAGAGAAACAAAGAUGAUGACUGCUCGAGUGCAUCAUCCAUCACCGUUUCCAAUGAAGAAAGUGGGAAAAGCACGUCACAAGAAUCAUUGGUGCCUAACAACAACAGUUUCAUACAUCAUCAUCAUCACCAUGUUCCGUGCAUCUCCACCGUUCCUUGGGCUUAUCCUUGGAACUCCGGGGUUCCCUCAGCACCUGCUAUGUGCCCUCCAGGGUUUCCCAUGUCAUUUUACCCUCAUGCAUUUUGGAACAUUCCAUGGUUUCCCACACACCAUGCUGCCCCAGCUCCAAGGUCUCCGGGUUCUGGUCCAAAUUCUCCCACUCUCGGGAAACACUCCAGGGACGAUGACUUGGCGAAGCAAGAGCACGUCCACGAGGAACCCUCGAGGCAGAGAAACGGGUCUGUUUUGGUGCCCAAAACUUUGAGAAUCGAUGACCCCAGUGAGGCAGCCAAGAGUUCAAUAUGGGCAACUUUAGGGAUCAAGAACGAGUGUGUGAGUGGGGGUGGCAUGUUCAAGGGGUUCCAAUCAAAGAAAGAAGAGAAAGACCGUGUCAUUGAAACCUCUCCUGUGUUGAGGGCCAACCCUGCAGCCUUGUCUAGAUCCCUUAACUUUCACGGGAACUCUUGAUUCAGUCAGCAGUUACAAUAAAAACAGAAGAAGAGCAACCUUGGUAGGAGACGGUGACCAUCUUUCAGCAAUGGGAGUUUGGACAUGAAGCGAAGGUUGGUAGUCUCUGAUUUGGUCAGCAUCGGUAGGAGGAACUAAUCUACUAGGAGGGUUUAGUUGGUGGAGCUGGGAAGUCGCAACUAAUUUCUCUCUUUCAUGUCAGUAACACUAUAUAUAUAUUUUUUUUCCCUUUUUAUGUACUUAGUUUGGUGAGUUUGAGUUGAUGUACAUAUAUAUGUGAAAAUACUUGCUAGAGAUGGAAAAAGGUCUUUACCAUGUAUAAAAAUUCAGAGCUAGUGUAUUUUGAUCUUUCAUAUGAAAAUGGAAAAUGAGACUGCGUCUGUUUUUGA